Habropoda laboriosa is the source of this 1281-nucleotide messenger RNA. RefSeq names its product zinc carboxypeptidase-like. Gene Ontology annotation, biological process: proteolysis. Gene Ontology annotation, molecular function: metallocarboxypeptidase activity; zinc ion binding. The record is from RefSeq and is a predicted model, not a curated record. The coding region runs from base 1 to 1281 and encodes 426 amino acids. The transcript is spliced from 5 exons. NCBI's taxonomy places the organism in Eukaryota, Metazoa, Arthropoda, Insecta, Hymenoptera, Apidae.
AUGAACUCGUACGCCGUGAUGAAGACUGUUCUUCUGCAUCUAAUUCUUCUCGUUCAAGGCUUCUAUGCCACCGAGAAGAUACGAUACGACGGAUACAAAUUGUAUACGGUUUUCGUGCCAGACAAUACGGGCCUUGAAUUAUUGAAGAGCAUGGAGGACAACGACGGAUACCAUUUCUGGUUGAAACCGAGUAUCAACAAUACGGCGAACGUGAUGAUCUCGCCGGCGAGGCUUCAAGAAUUCAUGCAAAUCGCCAAUACCACCGAACUUGAACCGGAAUUGAUGAUGGACGACGUUCAAAAAUACAUCGACGACGAGAAUCCUCGUGGCUACCUGCGGGGCACGAUGGACUGGCUGGGUUAUCAUCGAUUGGACGUUAUUUAUCGUUGGCUAGAUUCCCUCGUAACGCAGUAUCCGAAAAUCGUGAAACCAAUAGUCGGCGGAAGUACCUUCGAAGGCAGAAAAAUUAGGGGCGUGAAGCUUUCUUACAAAGGGGGAAAUUCUGGUGUAUUUAUCGAAGGUGGAAUUCACGCCAGGGAAUGGAUAUCACCGGCCGUUGUAACGUACAUCCUGAACGAAUUGAUACUAAGCGAGGAUCCUCGUGUCAGAUACAUGGCGGAAUCGUACGAUUGGUACAUUUUCCCUGUCUUCAAUCCGGAUGGCUACGAAUAUACUCACACCACGAAUCGACUCUGGAGAAAAACUAGAAAAUCGUACGGAAGAGGUUGUUAUGGCGCAGAUCCGAACAGAAACUGGAAUUUCCACUGGGCAGAGGGUGGCACCAGUUCGUAUCCUUGCAGUGACGUAUUCCAUGGCAGCAGACCUUUCUCUGAAAUAGAAACCAGAACUAUGUCAGAAUACAUUACCGGCAUCCAGGAUAAAUUAAGCUCGUACAUAACGUUCCACAGUUACAGUCAGGUGUUGCUCAUUCCUUAUGGUCAUUCCAGGGAGAGAGUCGAUAAUUACAAGGACCUGUACAAUAUAGGAAACCACUCUAUACACGCUCUGUCGAAGAGAUAUGGGACCAAAUACAGAGUUGGAAAUAUCGUGGACAUUAUGUACACUGCAUCCGGUGGAUCGAUGGACUGGGUUCGUGGAAAGUUUAAUAUCCCCGUGACAUUCACUUACGAGCUUCGAGACACAGGAAGAUACGGUUUCAUCCUGCCGGCCAGUCAAAUUAUACCCACUGCAGAGGAAACUCUGGAUUCUCUGGUCGCGAUGUUUCAACAAGCCGCGAAACUCGGUUACGGCUUACCUCAGUCGGCAAUCGUACGAUAUUGA